Gordionus sp. m RMFG-2023 is the source of this 3361-nucleotide messenger RNA. RefSeq lists its product as uncharacterized. Lineage: Eukaryota; Metazoa; Nematomorpha; Gordioida; Chordodea; Parachordodidae. The coding region runs from base 32 to 3229 and encodes 1065 amino acids. The record is from RefSeq and is a predicted model, not a curated record. The transcript has 5 exons.
AAAGGAUUUCUCACUUAGAUAUACCCAAAAAAUGAAGGACACAUUUGAAGAAGGCGUUGACGAAGAGCGGCAUCUACUUAACGAAAAAUGUGCUAAAUUUAGUUUCCCAGUAAAUAUCCUGAUCUCAACGACGGGCAAGGAAUGUCUAACCAAGAAUCGCUCAGCAAAUUUAGCCCUGAUCCCAGCCAAAAACAAAUUGAAGAUGAGUUAUCGAAAGGACCCAUACUAUGGAAUGGAUAAUAAUGCGGGUAACGACGGUCCGCUAAACCCCUUUUUUUUUUACAAAUGUUUCCUAGACCAAAUAUCCAAAUCUUCUUUGAUAUCCGACACCGUUUUCGCGAUCGAGAUUAAUAAGGAGGAUGGAGUUGAUGACGACGAUGAAAUGAUUCGACAAGAUCGAUAUUUCGGUAGUUACGAUCCGAGUCGCUAUCCGCUCACUACAGGAUCUCAUUGCGGUAAUGCGGGCUGCGUUUUACCGACUCCGGCAAUUAAAGACGUUUUCGUACUGCGCAAUGAUGACGCCUCUAAGAUAAUAAAUCUGCUGAGGAAAUCGAAAGAUAUAUCAAAUUUCCAUUACUUCCGCAAGAUAAUUGACGACAAUAGCAGUGAAUGCCGAAGAAUUCCAAGCAGUCGCACAUUCACCCAUCUGUGUAAUGAAUAUUACCAUAAAAAUGGCGCCAACAUGUUAGAAAAAUCUCCCCUAACUCUCGACGAUAAUAGGUUUAACUCCAUUUCCACUACUAGUACCCAUAUCAAUUUGGAACCCUUCAAACUUAACGACAUUUUUGACCACAAGGAAGAUACUCGGGAGAUGGUCAAACAUAAGGAUAACGGGACGGCUAAUCUAUUAAUCGAUAUCGAGUCCGGCUACCAUUCAAACGGUGGCGGCAUAAAUCCGUACCUGGAAUGCGAUAAUCUUUCAUCCUCAUCCGAUAACAAAGCUAAAAAUGGUGGAUGCGCAGACGCUUCGAACUGUAUAGGAGACAAUCUUACUUUAGAUCGCCGUCACAAAAGCUCGGAGGCGAUUGUCCAAGCCGGGUAUUUCGAUAAUUCUACUAUAGCGAAUAGUCGCCGCCUCGACGAAUAUCCCAGGAUCAACGAUGAUUCUAAUCACGUGACGAAUGGCAUUGCGGAUUCAAUCGAAAAUACGAACCACCAAACUCCGAACAUAGAUCGCACAGAGAUACGCGAUUUGUUGAAUACCAAAUUUUACAAACUUCAGGAGGAAGGAAAACAGUUAAACGACGGCUUUUGCCUUAACUGCAUCGACAAACGGGUUAGAGGUUUAAACAAUAACGAAAAUAUAUUGCUCCGUCGAGAAGCUAUCUGGAAGGAGAAAACUGAUUAUUGGUUAAAAUUCUCUCACCAUAACAUCGAACCAUAUUCCUCGAAUUCGGUUAAUUUGGAGUCGAGUAAUUCACAUUUGACGGUUGGUAACCAUUUAAGUAAGCGCGAAUACGAACAUGAUAGUUAUAAAUCCGCGGAAAUAAAUUCUAUCGCCAACCACCAAAUCAUUCAUUUUGAUCACUCUUGUCAACAAACAGCGAAUAAAGAAUCUGUAAAUAAUACACCCGAUUUAGCCGCGCAAUUUGAUGAUAAACCAUCGCGAAAUUCUAGGAUCCUAUCCGAAAAAGGUAUUGGAAAAUCUGGAAAAGUUCGCGAUCAAAGUAUCCCUGUUAAGUUGGAAGUGGAUCCAAAGAAUGUUGUUCAAAAUAAGACGGCCUGCGCGCGCAUCAGUAAUGAUGAAAUUAGGAUCAAUGCGUUAUCAGAUUCUAAUGGAAGCUCCCUCAAUUCGAAUGACUCUGAUAUAUACGUUAAAAUGGGCUCAAUUACGUGCAAAAGCUUAACAAACAACAUCUCGUACAGGUCACUCGAUACCACAACUGACGAUAUAUUGAUGAGUUUAGCGGAAACCACGAAAGAACUAGAAGAAAAUAUACAGUCCCUAGAAAAUAUGAGCAAAAACAUCGGUCAUUGUAAAAUCAAGAUAGACCCCAUAAAUAAUAAGGUCGAAAAUAUCAAAUGUGCCAAGAUUCCAUAUUCUCAUUCCAAGACUGGAGAAAAUAAGCUUAAAAUAUGCGAUUACAAUGACGUCAAUUGCGAUUGCUCUAAGAUGUGGCAAAAUUUACCUCUGAGACCCUUUCUUCCUUUAAAUUUUCCGCACAAAAAUAUCCCACCACGCGGGCCAUUUGAUCCCCAAUGCGAUGAGGACGAAUAUUUAAGGAAGUUAGAAAAGAAGCACAAAUUACUCACUCAAAAGUGCGAAGGGGAAUUAAAUCGUCCAGUUAUCUCUAAAACUAAUAAAAAAUCGCCCAAAGUUAAAAGCGACAAGAGUCGAAAACGCCUAGGUUCCAAGGAGGAAAAGUUCACUUAUCGAUCUUUCGAAGCAUGCGACUAUGGCGAUGACGAUGUCUUUGACACAAAGGAAAAUACCGAUUGCGAUAAAAAUAAAAUUCCCGACUUCGAAACAUUUGCCUCCCGCUACAAGGACUCCCCCUUGAGCGCGAAUGGGUCAUCGACAAAGAAAAAGAAACGCUCCUCCAUAUCUUUACCAACGACCAAAUCGGAUUUCUAUAACAACAAUCCUAGUAACGACUUUGUAGGCCCUGGGCUGAUGGGACAAAAUGUCACCCCCAACGUUGUAUCCCCUAUCAAACGUUUGCUUAAAAGAAACUUCGUGUCGUUUAUGGGUUCUUGGUUUAACAAUAACAGCAACAAUCACGGAGAUAAGGAGGGUCCGCCAUCGAACCCUGAAAGAGCUAAAGUAGACCAUACCACCGAUAUUCGUAAUAAUUCGCCAUAUAAUAACCAUGAAAAGCAUAUCAAGCCUCCAUCUGAUGGCUACCUAGGCAAAAACGACCAGGGUGAUGAUGUAACUAAAAUACCAACGUCUUGUAGCGAUGAUUCCGUUAGCAGAAAGGGUUCGUUUUAUAACUCGAUGCCCCGUAAAAAGAAUUACAUACUUAUCAAGCCAAAAUAUCGCCUAGAAUCAUUGAACGAAACUCCCUGUAAAACGGCGUCACGUGAUAUCGCGAGAAACACCGUUACUCGCCAGUUCAAAGACGAUGUCGACUUUGUUCGGGAAACGCGUAAGGUUUUCGAUAAUCAAAGCGCCAACAUAGACAAUCUUUUCUUAUCGCAUUAUAUUAAAGAUGAAUCCUCACUGUUCGGCACUAUGACGAAGAGGAAACCAUAUUACUGUGUAGACGAUUAUUAUCAUAAAUUCUGAACAUUUUUUUUUUCAAAUAUAACUUUUGCAUCGUAUAUUUUAGAAAUUUUAAAAAACAAAAAUAAUAUAAUGUAAUUAGCUCAGAUGUAUAUAUAUUAAACUUAAUUAAUAAUUUUGUUAAAUUUAUUUCGC